This is a messenger RNA of Doryrhamphus excisus (bluestripe pipefish), 1107 nucleotides long. It is a transcript of the gene cbln20, whose product is annotated as cerebellin 20. The record is from RefSeq and is a predicted model, not a curated record. Lineage: Eukaryota; Metazoa; Chordata; Actinopteri; Syngnathiformes; Syngnathidae. Gene Ontology annotation, cellular component: synapse. Gene Ontology annotation, biological process: maintenance of synapse structure. Gene Ontology annotation, molecular function: protein binding.
UAUUGGGUGGGGACCAGAGUAUCUGGAGCAGGGUGGAGCUGGAUAUCACCUGAACAGGCUAAAUAGAGGCAUAUAAAGAGCCGUAAAGCCUCACCCCGCAACAGUCAAUUUAACCUUUUCCCUCUCAGGCUGCUCCUUGUCGCUGGCAUGAUGCGGGCUGUUAUAAUCCUUUGUCUUCUGGGGAUUGCAUUUGCUGACUAUCCCUGGUCGGGAUCCAAGCCAGACUCAUCAGAAAAUGACAAAGGGAGCCUGGAGGAAGCGUGCGUGACAGACCAGGCUUCGUGUGGCUGCUGCGUAAUGCAGCAGAAGAUGCAGAGGAUGGAGAUGUUCUUUAACACGAGCCUAAACGAGCUGGAGAAAGAAUUGAUAAAAACCCAAACUACAGUCAACAAUAUCCGAGCAAGCCGCAGUGCCUUCUCUGUGGCUCUAUUGAACAAAAUUGGGUGCUACGGACCCUUCCGUGAUGACAAAGUCAUCACCUACAGCCACAUUUUUCUCAACUUGGGAGGGGGCUACGAUGUAAAAACUGGGGUCUUCACCGUCCCUCGUGCUGGUGUGUACAGCCUGGCUCUGACCGUCUACAGCGAUGCCGGUUCCUCCGGUAGCCUCCUGGCUGCCUGCGCCAAUCUAAGCGUCAACGGUGAAGUGGUGGCCGGCAUACAAGAAAAAAACACAGUAGACCAUGAAGACAGCGGCUCUGUUGUUGUGGCCCGCCACCUGGAGGUUGGGGACCAGGUGGCUGUCACUCUGCUGGCCGGAUGCUUCCUUUGUGAUAACAGCAACCACUACAACACGUUCACCGGCUUUCUUCUCUAUGCUACCGACUGAGUUUGAAAAAAAAAAAACUUUGGUCUCGUAUGAAAUGUGUAGCUUUGUGAGGGAACCACCUUGGCCUGGUUGCUUUGAUGUAAACAAAACUUAACUCAUUCCUACAUUGGCCGUUUUGAUCAUCAACGAGGUCGUCUUCCUGAUCCAUGUGGCGUGUAUUUGUCCAUGUACUCAACUUUCACCCUGUCAUUCUUUUAGUCGAUUUAUGUAAUCCGAUUGUGGUAUUGAGAUUCAUCUGUAAAAAUGCAAUUAAUAAACUUUGGUUGUCACAAAAAAGUG